Ipomoea triloba (trilobed morning glory) is the source of this 939-nucleotide messenger RNA. RefSeq names its product probable carbohydrate esterase At4g34215. The transcript has 2 exons. Bases 1 to 939 code for a protein of 312 amino acids. NCBI's taxonomy places the organism in Eukaryota, Viridiplantae, Streptophyta, Magnoliopsida, Solanales, Convolvulaceae. The record is from RefSeq and is a predicted model, not a curated record.
AUGAGUCCUGAGGAAUUAAUUCUGGAUUUGGAGUUGCAUAAACAGCACAUCAAGCAAAAGCAAGUGUUCAUCUUAGCAGGACAAAGCAACAUGCUGGGGCGUGGAGGAGUCACCAAAACGACAUCGUACAGUGGGGAACAAAUCAAAGUAUGGGACGGGGUGGUGCCGCCGGAGAGCCACCCAAAUCCGGCGGUUUUCCGGCUGGAUGGAGAACUCCGGUGGGAGUUGGCACGUGAGCCCCUUAGCCAUGGAAUCUACUGCAAAAUCACGUGCGGUGUUGGGAUCGGAAUGGCCUUUGCAAAUAGGCUCCUGGAAAUGGACCCUAACUUCGGCGUCGUGGGUUUGGUUCCCAGUGCCGCCGGCGGGACUUCCAUUACCAAUUGGUCCGGCGACUCUUUCAAUAAGCCCUACAAAGUGUUGGCCAAGAGAGCUAAAUUUGCAGUCAAGAGUGGAGGGAAUCUCAGGGCAAUUUUUUGGUAUCAAGGAGAGACUGAUACAAGAUGGUCUCGCAACGCAAAAAACUACAAGAUUCAUCUCCAAACAUUCAUUCAUAAGAUUCGCAAUGAUCUAGGUUUACCCACCCUUCCUUUUUAUCAGGUAAUUAUUCCACGUUUGAAAAAGCCAUUUCAGGGGCCAUAUGUGGAAGAGGUAAGAAAAGCUCAAAUGGAGACUAAUGCCACCAAUUUGAUCAAAAUAGAAGCAGAAGGAUUACCAAUUGGAGCUGAUGGGGUUCACUUAACAACGGAGGGUUACAUUCAAUUAGGACAUAUAUUAGCCGACACAUUCCUUAAAACUAACUCCAAAUUAUUGAGGAACGAAACUGUUGUUUCAAUCUAUAAUAGUUCGGAUUAUAAAGUAGCUUCCUAUUCAUCAUAUGCUGGAUUUUACACUCUGGCACUUAGAUUAAUGGCCAAAUGGCUUCCACGAACAUCCAUUUGA